Molecule: messenger RNA, 1493 nt
Organism: Phalaenopsis equestris
Lineage: Eukaryota; Viridiplantae; Streptophyta; Magnoliopsida; Asparagales; Orchidaceae
Product: NAC transcription factor 47-like
Exons: 3
Coding region: 353-1324 (323 amino acids)
Biological process (GO): regulation of DNA-templated transcription
Molecular function (GO): DNA binding
Source: RefSeq, a predicted model, not a curated record
CAGCUUUCAGCAACCAUAUACAUCCAUCUAAUCUCGACCAGCCGUCCUCCCUUGCUGGACCGCCCGCCGGAUCGGAUGAACGGCAAGCUGACCGCCAGCAUAACCGUCACCGUUACAGUUGCAUCACGGUCACCAUCGCCGACCACCCCACGUGUCCUCAAACGCCACAUUCAAGCAAGUCACGCAACCGCGCUUCCAAUCGCCAUUCCAUCAUCCCAAUCUAUCCCUAGACAAAUUCACUAAUACCAUCCUUAUCCUCAAGCCCAUCUCUCGUCUCCAUAAAGCCUCCCACCCUCUUCCUCCUUCUUCCUUGCCGUUCCAACUGCUGGAGCAGGAUUAGCCAGCUCUAGCCAUGUAUAAUCCUGCUACACAGCUUCCGCCGGGCUUCCGGUUUCACCCCACAGACGAGGAGCUCAUCGUCCACUACCUGAGAAAACGGACGGCGCCGGUCUCCAUCAUCGCUGCAAUCGAUAUCUACAAGUUCGAUCCAUGGGACCUUCCCGAGAAGGCGGUGUUCGGCGACCGAGAGUGGUAUUUCUUCAGCCCUAGAGAGCGGAAAUACCCUAACGGUGUUCGGCCGAAUCGGGCGGCGGUUUCUGGGUACUGGAAGGCGACCGGGACAGACAAAUUCAUAAGGUCUGGCGGGGAUAAUGUCGGGGUGAAGAAAGCGUUGGUGUUCUAUAAGGGGAAGCCGCCUAAGGGGCUUAAGACUGAUUGGAUUAUGCAUGAGUAUAGAGUGGCUGAAUCGCUGAACACUACUAACAGCUACAGACCUUUAAGCAUGAGGCUUACAGAUGAUUCCAUGAGGCUGGACGAUUGGGUUCUCUGUCGCAUAUACAAGAAGAGCAAGCACGUUUCGCCUCCAUUGAUUGAUCGAGAACAUGAAGACUCUUCAACAGAUGAUGCCAGCUUUCCCAUACAAAACCUUCCUCUGCGACAACCGCUACAAGAUUUUCCAAAAACUUCAUCCGUAUCAGAAGCUUUGGAAGAUUUCUCGCAGCUCUUUAAUGGCUUCUAUAGCCUACAUGAUCUACAGAGAUUUGAUAAGAAUCCACUUAUUGGCCACCCAAUUUCAAGUCUGCAACAAACAAAUCAUGAUAGCAAUGAUUCCAACGGCCACUUCCUCCCACAGCUGUCGCAAAAAGAACCAUCUGAUUCUAUUAACCUAAAGAACCAGAAGCAUGAUGAGAUGGACAGUAAAGAAGAGAUUAAUGGAACCUUUCAGAACUUCUAUGGACAGUUUGAUAGCUCUGAUUACAGCUUUCCAAACCAGCAAUUCUUGCGCCUGCCGCAGCCUAUAAACUCUCAUUUAGGUUUGCAGUGAGCAAAUUAGAAACAAGACAUUAAAGAGAUGGACAUUUGUGUAAGAGCCAAAAUACGUAUCGAAUAGAUUUUUUUUUUUUUUGUUGGGUGGUUUAGAUAGAUCGGCCAUAUGUAGCUGCAUGACUCAAACUAAGCAAUAAAUUAAUUAGAUAAUUUGAGUUUAUUCAUUA